This is a messenger RNA of Neurospora hispaniola, 1328 nucleotides long. RefSeq lists its product as uncharacterized. Lineage: Eukaryota; Fungi; Ascomycota; Sordariomycetes; Sordariales; Sordariaceae. The record is from RefSeq and is a predicted model, not a curated record. Bases 401 to 1255 code for a protein of 284 amino acids. The transcript has a single exon.
UGAAGGGAGAGGCUGAUGGGGUCAUUGGUCUUCGGAUUUCAGGGUAUUGCCAAGCCAAGUGGGUUAACAGAAACCUACACGCCUUGGGAUCGCAACACAAAUUGCGUGUCCUUCAUAUCGAAAGCCAAAGGUACACAGGGGUACAUUUCGGAUGUUAGGGGUGCGCCUCACUUCGUGUCGACGAAUCAUGUCUCGGGAAGCACGCCAAGCGUGUGCGGCCAAGCGACCACCCUCCAGUGGUUUCGAUUCACGACCAACUCGCCGGAUACCGUGAAUCAACGAGUCUUUGCUUGGUAGGAUUCCACGAAAGGCCCCCCGAUCCCUACGGCUGCCGCACAUUGCUUCUUAGCUACUCGAAUCAACUGACAUCAUUCAGCUGAAUGGGAUCUCGACUUCGACAAUGCGACAUGCAGAGCAAGAUGGCAACCAAAGCAUCACGUCCCUGGAAUAUCAUUUUUCAGGGGACCGCCUCCUAGCAAGCAUCUCUUGCAUAACCACGCACGAUGUUCCGCGCAAAAUCGCCCAGUGCGGAGCCCAUGAGAACUACUUCCCACUUCGUUACUUCCUUUCUGAUCAUCAUGUUUGUGCUGGCUCAGCAGCAUCAUGGCAGCAGUUGGCGCGGAGCUAUGCCGGACCGUGUUGGAGCAGCAUUGCCUCCAUCUCUCGACCAACGGCCUCACGCCGUUCCAUCUCGAGAAUCGGUUUUCUUUCACUUUACCCGGGUUAUCCUUGCAAUCUUUCCAAUCCUCGAGUCCAGCAGACAGACACAGUAUACGACAUGUCGAGCAUCACAGCCGAGACAAGUCGUCGUCCGGUUGCUCACCAUUCUCAAAUCCACAUGACAGUUUGGACUCACGCUUUGUGUCUCGCACGGCCAACACCUGAAUGCUGGUCUCCAAGAUCCUCUUUUUUUGGCGCACAUCUAUUUGCCACGCGCGACGAGCAACUCCUUAACGAGCUAGCAACCGUUGCCGAGUCAUCUGGUGCCUCGGAGUCUCCAGUUUUGUCCUCGUGGGAUCUCCUUCGCCUCCCACAAACCCAGACUGAACCGAGCCUUUUUCAUAUCUACACGCCGUGCUCAUGGUUACCGUGGGAAUGCAACACGGUCAUUAACGGCUUUCUCCACUUCCAGAUUCGAGGCAUCGCAUCCUGCCCGAAUCCCCACUCUCUGCUGCAGGCUAUGGCAGCGAGGGCCUAUGUUAUUCACACCGGUCGUGGGUUGGUGGUAAACUGCGCGGUCAUUCCACUGGCUUAAUGGGCUUGACCGGACUUGGUCGCCCUCCUUCGGUCUGAUUACUCUGCCUUCGCCGACGGCUUCGCACUGGGAU